GGUUGGAAUGGAGGUUUAGGCCCAAAGAUGAGGCGGCUGUAUCACGUGCGGGUAUGCAGAAUCUCCUGAAGCCGUAGAACACAAGAAGAUGUAACAAGCAUUCUUUCACUGACUUAAGUUGUUCUGAUCCAGACUGAGCAGCUGUGUUUCUAGCUGUUUCUUUUCCAUGGCUCUCUGAAUCCAUCUGCCCAUCACUUCUCCUCUGCUUUGACUAGAAAACCUCCUUUGAAUCCCACAACGUCUCCCUACCGCCGCCGCUUCUUAUCGGAUCUGCGAUACCUAAAGUCUCCUCAAUAAAACACCACUUAGACAACGGGCAAAAUUCCUGGUCCAUAUCUGCCGAAAAUUCCCUGCGUAUCUCUCAGUCAAUAUUGUUCAACAGCCAACAUGGCCACAACUGAAGGCCCAGCCCAAGCACACGAUCGCCAUGGACGUCGUCGGCCUUUCUCUAGCUGGAUGAAGCGACUAGCCAACCUGAAAAGCUCGAACGACUCAGGAACUAUCCGUUGGUCCAACAAACGACAUGCCAUGCACAAGAGCAAAAGCCGAGGCGUGAAGAAUAACCCCUAUCCUUUAUCCGGGACGAAUUACACCACACACCAGUAUAGCAGCGAUCAAAUCUCUUCCGAUAUGAGUGAUGGCCACGGACCCCAAUCCCGGUCCCGUUCGCAGAGUGAACCGUCCGUCUCCUACUCCGGGUACGACAACCAGAUACUAGCCACCAGCGCCAAGUCGACGGCUCCGACGAUCUCUACAAACGGCGACACCACAAUAUCGGAAGCUGCAUACUCCAAAGCCGGGACCAUGGCGACCGUUGGUGGAGGUAUCAGCUCUCGUGGAGGCGGAGAAGGGAGCACGUUCUCGUCUCCUGCGCCCUCUGUACGGUCUCUGACCACCACGUUAACCACGGUCCAAUCAGCAGCACCAUCGAGUCAGAUCUACAACGCACACAACCACGCACAUUACGGUCACCAUCAUGGACAUUCGAUAGGCAACCCGGGUGCGCAGCAAGUACAAUUUUCGCACCAGUUUCCUCCCUCGCCCGCCACUGCGGUACCAGCCCACCUUGCCCCCCAUGGCCACUCGGUCACAUACAGCACUGCGACAGCCAACAACAUUCUCACCGAUAAUGCCUCCAUUCUAACCCUCGCCAGCUCGUCGAAACGGCGUCGACGAAAUUCGCUGGAUACCAACGCUUCUAUUCGUGCCCUUGCCCCUUCGUCGGUGUUUGGCGGGAGCCGGGAGAGUCUACCGUUAAGCGUGCUUAGUGCUACUGUGGGAGAACCCUCCAAUACGCCGGCCCUGAGCGCACAGGGUGUCCUCAACCGACCCAGCCUUGUGGGCCUCGCCAGCGUGGAACGAGUCAGCGUCUAUUCUUCAGCUGGGCCGGUUCCUGGUGGUGAGCGGGGAAGCCUCCAAGCAAACAAACAAAGCGCAGCGACAGGUGACGGUGCUAGCAUCCGGAGCGGAGUACACUCGCAUGUGCGGCAGGAUAGCAAUGCCGCGAGCAUCUCUGGUGCUGGUGGGCAAUCAAUUGGGCCUGGACGCAUCAGUCGUCGAAGCUCAGGAUGGGGGGAGAUAAUAACAGGGGAGGAAAGUGAUGUAGAGAAGAUCGAGGACUAGGAUGGGACGACAUUAUGAACGAUAUUCGAUGACUUACUGGAUUGAACUGUAUAUUUUUCUUCUUCUGUUUCUUUUUUUUUUCCUCUUCGCUCCUUUCUUAUUCUUCAGCUACUGCAGCAGCUACGACUAAUGUGGGAAAGGGGGAACCUGGGGGGAGGUUGGAUAGAUUGGUUUCUUUACGAAGGCGUUUAAUGGGCGCGGAGUCUCUUUUAUACCUGGAUGGAGUGGGACUGGCGAUGAAGUGAUAUCCUAAUAUACAUGUUGGACUUUCUUGCUUUCCCUAGUUCCAGUUAAUUUGCUUCAAUUCUAUGCAAUGCAAGAGAUUCUUUUUUCC
This is a messenger RNA of Aspergillus ochraceoroseus IBT 24754, 1957 nucleotides long. RefSeq lists its product as uncharacterized. NCBI's taxonomy places the organism in Eukaryota, Fungi, Ascomycota, Eurotiomycetes, Eurotiales, Aspergillaceae. The record is from RefSeq and is a predicted model, not a curated record. Bases 388 to 1623 code for a protein of 411 amino acids. The transcript is spliced from 2 exons.